AGUGCCUUCCGUUUUCUUCGACUCAAUCUGAGAGAAAAGUUUUAAGGGAGACUAAUUUAUUCUCCGCUUACCGCCUCAUCAAGCCUUACUGCCGACUUGCGUUUCAUUGAGUCUCUUAGUUUGAAGCAUAUUAGGUAAUUUUAAGAUAUUGUCCUCUAAACUCUCAUCUAUAAAUCCUUAUCUUUAAACUCUUAUCUUUUGUCUCACGAUUUCAGGUAUCGUAAUUGUUGUUCAAACCCAACCGCAACCGUUGGCACUAAUCGUAAUCAAAGCCCAGCGCAGCGUUGGCACUAUUAUAUCUAGUAAUCAAUUUCAAAGCCAAACCCAGAGUUGACAAAUGCAAGCAUAAGGAAUGAAACGUCAAUAUUAGGUGUAUCCGGCCUAACUUAAAUUGACAAACGUAGCUAGCAUCAAAGUUGCGUCUCUUCUUCUUGCCUGCCUAAACCACCUUGUGAAGGUAAUGGCGACACUAAAUGACGAUCCCGCUGCGGUGCUCGCCGCGGAUCCGCGGUCACUGCAGGCGACUGGCGUUACCAGCUUGGCAGACGACACGUCGCGCCUCUGCCUCGUCACUGAGCCCGACGACGAGGGCGAGAGAGACGUGCUGGGACUCAGACCCACAAGUCCAUGCAUAGAGACUCCGCUCCGUCUUUAUUCCAACUACAAGACGGUUAAAAAUAUCGGACGCUGCCUACAUCUCGACGACGCUUUGAAGAGCUGGCAGUUGAAAUGUCUUAUUCCGCAUCACCUCUUCAACAACAAGAGAGCUGAACUUUCCAACACAACCGUUCUGUGGACUGAACCAGUCAGAGACGCUCGUCGCCACAACAAAUUCGGCAACGUCACCUUCACCGUGGCCUGGUCCGACAUGUACAGGCAGUUUGGUCCCCACAUGUACUACCUCCGACAACGUACUUCUCACAACAUUACAACUGAAAUACUGAUCACUAAAAAACGUUUUAACACCUUGGAAUUAGUUGAUUUUAAUGCCAAGGACGCUCCUGUAAGAAGAGGAAAAUGUAAUUGUGCUUCAGAGAGCAAAAUAUGCAACUGUUUUUCGUUGAAAUACGCAACAAAAAUUCGAAGAGGUAAAUCAUGUAUCGCUCAUAAAAUACAAAUAGCCGUUGAUGCCACAUUGUGGGAGGGAUUUUGGGUCUAUGCCCUGAGCACCAUUGUACUGAAUGACCACCAGCAUAAUGAAUUUUGUUUCAGGCACAGAUACGUGACCAAGAAGCCUUGUAGGUUUUAUUGUGACAUAAGCAAAGUCCGAGGUAUUUUACGGUUACAAUGCAACCACGAACUUCAUGAGGAUUUCAGGCGCGAAUGGUAUGAAAGAUUUCUGCAGAAUUGGAUGCUUCAUUUUCACAGAUACAGUCAAUCUCCUUCAUAUUAUUUUAAAUAAACAUUCUACGGACAACUGUCUCAUCAAUAAUAUUUUCGAGAGAUUUUUGGUUCUCUUUCAAUUCCACGUCUCAUGAAAUGAAUUGCAUGAUUUUGAGCAGAGCAGAUUAAAGCAAGUGAUGGACAGAUUGGUGCAGAAUUGGAUACUUCUUCAUGAAAGUUACAAUGAAUUUCCCUCAAAUUACUGCGGACAAAUUUUUCACGGACAAUUAUUUUUUCUAAUUUCAGUGAGAGAUUACAGUAUUUGCUUUCUUCACAAUUCGCGUCUGUUGCAUGAUUAUAUAAUGGAAUUAAAUCAUGCAUAUAAUAA
This is a messenger RNA of Hyalella azteca, 1711 nucleotides long. RefSeq lists its product as uncharacterized. Lineage: Eukaryota; Metazoa; Arthropoda; Malacostraca; Amphipoda; Hyalellidae. The record is from RefSeq and is a predicted model, not a curated record. Bases 461 to 1402 code for a protein of 313 amino acids. The transcript has 4 exons.